AUGAGCCGCGCCUCGCCGGCGCCCCCGCUGGACGGCGUGGUCCUCCUCGAAGAGAUCCUCGAGGAGAUCCUCCUCCGCCUCCCUCCGCAGCCCUCCUCCCUCCCGCGCGCAUCCCUCGUGUGCACGCGCUGGCGCCGCAUCCUCGCCGACCCCGACUUCCGCCGCCGCUUCCGCGAGCACCACGACAAGCCGCCCAUCUUCAACCCCACGGCGACGGGCGAGCGGGACCGCAUCCCACCCGCGCGCUUCUCCGCGCCAUGGAGCCUGGGCGAGGGCUGGGAGUUUCUCGGCUGCCGCCACGGCCUCGCCCUCCUCAUCUGCCGGGCGCGCCGCGAGGUCGUCGUGUGGGAUCCCCUCACGGGCCACCAGCGCCGCGUCGGGUUUCCACCGGGGUGGAAGUCCGUCCAGAACGCCGCGGUGAUGUGCGCCGCCGGCGGCGGCCAAGAUGGGCAUGUGCACGGUGACUGCCGGUUCACCCCAUUUAGAUUGGCCUUGGUGCGCAGUGAUUCUACCGGCACACGCCAUUUUGCAUGCCUCUACGAGUCAGAGUCUGGUGUGUGGGGUGAUAUUGUUUCAGUAGAGUCUGCACAUUCGACUUCGACUUGCAUUGCGAACCCCAGCGUCCUGCUUAGGAAUUCAUUUUGCUGGCUUAUGUCUGGAGGUGCCAUCCUGGAGUUUGAUUUUCGAAAUCACAGCCUUGCGGUGACCCAGAAGCCAGCAGACGCUCAUCCGAUUUUACAUGGAGCUCCCGACCACUACUGGUCCUUUUACGCGAUACGAACAGAGCAUUGUGGCCUGGGCCUUGCUGUUUUGUCAGACACAGAUUAUGUAAGCAAGAUCAUCCAAUUGUGGGAGAGGAAAUCUGACUGCGAUGGUGUUGUUGGAUGGGAGCUGCAGAAAACCAUUCAACUAGACGGGCUCUUUUCACCACGACCAGAAAUGGGGCAGAAUGCUAUUCUGAUGCAGGGGUACGAUGAGGACACCAAUGCGAUUUUUCUAUCUACGUUUUUCGGGGACUACAUGCUCCAGCUUGAGUCCACGCGGUUCACAAAUCUUUUUAAAACACGAAGGCGUUACAUUUCUAGCAGUACCUAUUGUCCCUACAGAAAUUUCUACAUUACAGGCAGCGGAGUUGGUGGAGCUGAAAUGCCAAUGCAUUAGAUUAUUGGAUGAUUCUCCCGUUAGGCUUGCACUUUGGGGAAUUCAGCUGCUUUAUGGAGCCACCUCCACCUUAUUGGUUUUGACUUGGUGGCGUGCCACAUGCUCGAACUCGGAGUACUGUGUGUUAAUGUUGUAUAAUGUGUUAAUGUUGUAUAAUUUGUUCUGUAAUGUCAAAGCUAGUAGACUGAAAUAUGCUGAGAGGCCCUCAGAUUAGUUAUUUAACUAGUAGGAACUCGAUGACUGCAUGUCACACUGCUUCAAAUGUUA
Triticum dicoccoides is the source of this 1428-nucleotide messenger RNA. RefSeq lists its product as uncharacterized. The transcript is spliced from 4 exons. Gene Ontology annotation, molecular function: protein binding. The record is from RefSeq and is a predicted model, not a curated record. The coding region runs from base 1 to 1161 and encodes 386 amino acids. Lineage: Eukaryota; Viridiplantae; Streptophyta; Magnoliopsida; Poales; Poaceae.